CGGUGCUUUCCAACUGUUAUUAAACAAAACGAAGAAGGGGGAUCCAACGUGUAACGGCUGAGUGGCUGUGUGAAAACUCUCCCGCAGUAACACUGCUUUCAUUCUAGUUAUUUGAGAUGGAGAAUGAUAUUCUCGUCUCGCUGGAAGAUUUAGGCUAUCAGGGCCCUCUAUUGGAGGAUGGAGCUUUGGAUUCUGCUGUCAUCGGAGGACCAGCCUCCCCAGAGUUCACCAAGCUCUGUGCUUGGAUCAUCUCAGAACUCAGACUGUAUCACAAGCUGGAGGAAAAUGUCCAUGCUACUAACUGUCCCAGUGAGGCAGAGGGGUUCCAGUUGGAGAUGAGCGGUCUUCUGUCAGAGCUCGCCUGCCCUUACAGCACUCUGACCACCGGAGACAUCACCCAGAGGUUUCUGAGCAGAACUGACUGUCUGCUUCUAAUCACCUUUUUAGUAUCCGAGUUGGAAGCGUCAAGAAUGAUCCUUGUUAACAGGCCUCAGAAGAAAGGCCAGGAAUCUGGCAGCCCCGUCUUCCUGGAACUCAAGGGUAUCUGCAUGGCAUUGGGGAUGUCCAAACCUCCAUCAAACAUCACCAUGUUCCAGUUCUUUUCUGGAAUUGAGAAAAAGUUAAAGGAAGCUGUAAGUCGGGUCCCACCAAAUCAUGUUGGAGAACCUCUGAUGAACAAACCCCUUGGACCUGUGCAUAUGGAGAAGAUUGAAGCUAUUAACCAAACUCUGGUAAAUGAGUAUGAAGUAAGAAGAAAGAUGUUGUUGAAACGUCUUGAUGUAACUGUACAGUCUUUCGGCUGGUCUGAAAGAGCAAAGAUCCAAGCUGAGAGGUUGAGCAAAGUGUACCAGCCGCUGCGUUCUGCCCUCCUCACCAAAAGUAACAUUUCUGUCGCUCACCUGCUUGCUGCUCGACAAGACAUCUCCAAGAUCCUGCGUACAAGCAGCGGCAAGAUAAGAGAGAAGACGGCCUGUGCCAUUAAUAAGGUUCUGAUGGGUAGAGUACCAGACAGGGGUGGAAGACCAUGUGAGAUCGAGCCUCCACCUCUAGAGAUGCCAUCAUGGCAGAAGCGUCAGGAUGCCCCUCAAAGUGGAGGCCACUACAGCGGGGGGCACGGGGGCAGCAGAGGGGGCUAUGAUAACUUUUCGUAUGGUGGCCGUGGAGGCUAUGAAAGAGGAGGGGGGCAUGAAGACAGGGGAGGCAGAGGAGUCGGUGGCAGAGGAGGGAGAGGUGGGUACAGCCAGGCUCACUACCAGGAAGCAGGAAAUUAUCAUGGGGGUGGAGGGAGAGGAGGUUACACAGGAGGAGGAGCCAACCAAGGAAGUUUCCAGGAUCCGGGCUUUCAAGGAGGAGGUGGGGGUUACCACAACAAUUAUAACCCGGACGGGGGCUGGCAUCAGGAAAGAGGCGGGGGCCGUGGAGGCCGAGGGGGCAGGGGAAGAGGUGGCAGAGGAGGUCAAGGAGGUGGCUGGGGCAGUAGAGGGAGUCAGAAUUUUAAUCAAGGAGGACAGUUUGAACAGUUCUUCCAGCAGGGAGGGCAGCACUACAAUCAAGCCGGCUUCAAUCAAGGCAGACACUACACCAGUUGAAGAUGCAGUGUGGGGCAUUGCAGCAGAGAUCACAUCAACACUGAAUCCAUGAACUUCAGUGAAAGGCCUUAUCCAUGUUAUAGUUUCAGCAAACAAGAAAAUUAUUGAACCAGAAAUAUGAACACUACAUAUUUUUAUUUAGAUCACAUAUUCUCUAUGGACUGUUAAAUGGUUGCAGGUAUAAUCUUCUGCAUCCUGGUAUGUUUUCAUUUUUUUCUUAUUAAUAAUUGUUGAUGCCCCACAGCUCUAUUUAAAUAACUCAACUAGCUGGACUCUGCUGUGCUGACCUCAUCCUGAUAGUUAAUCAGCCUUACUGAAAGUUCUUCCUUAACACAGAAAGCGUUCCUUGCGUGUCAGUGUUUGUGCACCUACUGUGUACAGUGCACAUCAGUACUACACAAGUGUCACUGAAAUCAAAGAUUACUUGAAAGGGGUUCAUUUAAGUAUGUUUGGCUGGAAUUCCCUUUGUUACUUAUUUGAAAGAGGCCAACUUGUACAGCUGUGUGGAUACAACUAGAAAUGUUGGAAUGUGUGGAUGUAUCAAUGAGGAUUAAAAGUUUAAAAAAGA
Molecule: messenger RNA, 2157 nt
Organism: Girardinichthys multiradiatus
Lineage: Eukaryota; Metazoa; Chordata; Actinopteri; Cyprinodontiformes; Goodeidae
Gene: tslig3a
Product: family with sequence similarity 98 member A
Exons: 8
Coding region: 117-1589 (490 amino acids)
Cellular component (GO): tRNA-splicing ligase complex
Source: RefSeq, a predicted model, not a curated record